Striga hermonthica is the source of this 1491-nucleotide messenger RNA. The record is from the annotation of a GenBank genome assembly. NCBI's taxonomy places the organism in Eukaryota, Viridiplantae, Streptophyta, Magnoliopsida, Lamiales, Orobanchaceae.
AUGGCUUCUUUAAAGCUGACGACCCAGAUCAGCACCUCCGCGGCCGAGUUCCCGUCUGCCGGACCUCGCCGGAGGCCGAACUUCGGUGGCCCAGUAAAAAACCGGGUCGGGUUCAGAGUGUACGCGACGCAGCCCGACACGGAGCCCGAUCUCAGCGUGACCGUCAAUGGGCUGAAGAUGCCGAACCCGUUUGUUAUCGGGUCGGGCCCUCCUGGAACCAACUACAAGGUCAUGAAACGGGCCUUUGACGACGGUUGGGGCGCCGUCAUCGCCAAGACGGUAUCACUGGAUGCUGAAAAAGUCGUAAAUGUGACCCCUCGGUAUGCCAAGUUACGGGCUGAAGCAAAUGGAUCGGCAUUAGGACAGGUGAUCGGGUGGCAAAAUAUCGAGCUCAUAAGCGACCGUCCUCUAGAAACAAUGCUAAAAGAAUUUAAACAGUUGAAAGAAGAGUACCCGGACAGAAUACUUAUUGCCUCAAUCAUGGAAGAAUACAACAAAGCUGCAUGGGAGGAACUUAUCGACCGAGUCGAGCAAACUGGAGUUGAUGCUCUUGAAAUAAACUUUUCGUGCCCGCAUGGUAUGCCCGAGCGCAAAAUGGGUGCUGCUGUUGGCCAGGACUGUGCCUUGUUGGAGGAAGUUUGUGGUUGGAUAAAUGCAAAGGCAACCGUUCCAGUUUGGGCUAAGAUGACUCCAAACAUCACAGACAUUACUCAGCCAGCUAGAAUAUCUCUGCAAACUGGAUGUGAAGGUGUUUCUGCAAUAAACACAAUUAUGAACAUUAAAAUGUGUCACUUUAGGUACUCAACACCUGGUGGAUACUCGUCAAAGGCUGUCCAUCCUAUUGCGCUUGCAAAAGUGAUGAACAUUGCACAAAUGAUGAAAAACGAAUUUGGCGAAAAAGACUAUUCCCUUUCUGCCAUUGGAGGUGUUGAGACGGGUGCUGAUGCGGCUGAGUUCAUACUCUUAGGAGCAAAUACAGUCCAGGUAUGCACUGGCGUUAUGUUGCAUGGAUACGGCCUCGUGAAGAAGCUUUGCUCCGAGCUACAGGUUUUCAUGAAAAAGCACAAUUUUUCGUCCAUAGAAGAUUUCAGGGGGGUUUCACUCGAUUAUUUCACGACCCACACGGAUUUAGUUAGAAGGCAGCAAGAGGCGAUUCGCGAGAGGAAAGCCGUCAAAAAAGGUCUGCAAUCAGAUAAGGACUGGACUGGGGAUGGCUUUGUGCAGGAAACUGAUAGCAUGGUGCACUCGUCCCCAUCUUUAGAGAUACUGUGCAAUUGUAAGCACUCGUCGGCCCGAAUGCGCGUAGGUGUCCUCUGGAUGCGUUGGGAGCAUUCGGUAAGUGUUGGAAACAUUCCGGGUGCGUGGAGAGCAUUCUGGAAAUGUGAAGAGUGUCCCAGAGGUGCGAAAAACUGUCCAGAAGCGUGUGGAACGUUCCAGAACAUUCUAGAGCCUGUGGAAGGUUCCGGAAGCAUGAAGAACGAACUGGAAUAA